CCGGAGAGGCGAGACAUGAGCGUCACGUGAUGGAUUGGGAAGAUGAUCAGGAGGAUCGUGUUUCGUUGACAUAUUAUCCCAAGCAGGAAAUCAUUCAUUCGGUUUUGUAUUUUUUUCUUUCUGAUUCUUGAAGCGGUUGGCUCUUGCUUUUGACGGAAGCGUGAGGAGGAUGGUGCGCGUUAUUUCCGUGCACCACUUCACACGACAGGAUGUGGCAGGACUUGAGCGCGCAGGGGGAAGAGGCGUCAGUCGUGGAAAGGCUGAUAUCCUGCUGGUGGGGGGAGAACACAAGGUGGACGUUCGAGACCUGAAGCUAGGUGGAGUCCUCAAUGGAAGCUUUCCUACGGUGGAUCUUGUUCAGCAGCUGGCUUAUUGUGAAACAGGGAAUUAUGUGUGUACCUUGGAGACCAAGCCAGCUCGACAUGGGGGAGACCACAGGUAUGUGAGGGUAUACCUGAAUUGGGAGCAGGACAACACGAACCAGCCAAUGAGGGCUCGCAUUGCAGGCCGUGUCACUCCCAGCAGCCAGUCUGGGGUUGCCAACUUGGAGAUGGUGGAAAUACCCCUUCGCAAACCGGCAGAAUAUAUUGCCUGUUGCCAGUCAACAGGCAACAUUGCAGUCUCAUGUGGAAUAAGUGUGACCAUCUUCAGGUUCUGCCACAAGACCCAUGAUAUCUCUAAACUGAAAUUCAUUGACUUUGAAGAGCUCAUUGAGCUUGACAUGUCUUUCAUUGUCAAAGAAGUAGCCAUAUCGGAAGAUCUGAUUGGCUGCAUCUCAGAAUCAGAAGCACAUAUAUUUCAGGUGACAAUAAACUCACAUCUUCUCAAGGCAUCCUCAGAGGAGAAAGAAACUAAGCCACAGGAAAAGAGGAGCAAGUCCCGCUCAAAGUCCAAGACACGAUCAGCCUCUCGGUCCCCAGGAAGAAGCAUUGACUCUCUCAGUUCAAGCAGCAGACUGAGGGGUAAGCGCUCCAGUCCAAAAGAGGAAUCUUUGAGCGUCAUCCGCAAUUCAGAGGAGUAUGUAGACCUCAGCGAACUGACCUGGGUUCCAACAUUGUCCUAUGGCCGCAAGAAGCCCUCUGAGGACCAGCGCAUCUUGCUCUUUCCAUCACUUGUGGGAGCCGCACACUGUGGGCCUUUGGCUGAGCCAGGCGAGAUCAUCGGCCCAAUCAAUUCUUCACGUUGCUCUAACGUUAGGGUGAAGUUGGUGAGUGGAAGUUCAGCUCAGAAGGUGCCUCAGAAUGUCUUUGAAGCAGUGACACUCAUUCAUCGCCGAGCAGAUCACAAUAAUGAUCCAGACAUUCCGUUUUCCAACCUGAAGGUCAUGGCUGUUUAUGAUGCUGAGGCAGGAAAGAAAGGUGGUGCUUCUACUCCAAGACGAGCAUCACAUCCCUUGCUCCCCCAGGGCUCAGCCAGAAAAGUAGGGGCUUCCAUUUUCCUGACUACGCCUCAUGUUGGCCAGCUUUAUCACGUCACCCUGUCUGAUGAUCCCUUUGGGCACAGUGUAGUCCGUGGAGGAGUAUUUUCAUACACCGCGCCUGUCUACUCUGUGGCCUUGGAACCAUCACUCUUGCAUGCACUCACACUCACUGGCCUUGAGACAUACACACUGAGGCCUCAUCCACAUGUCGUUGUCUCUCAUUUACCUGAGGAUCUGAAUAUGAUUGUUCCUCCACACUGGGAAGAGACAGUGUGUUUAGUGGGUCUACGACCUUUCCUUAAUGUUGAAAGCUUGACCUUGACUGACUCCUGUCUUGCACUCAUUGCUGCAAAUAAUGAAGGUGGUGACAAAUCCCACACUGUUUACUCACUUCACCUGCCGAGUGCUGCCAGUCUCUAUAAGGAGAUGGUGCGAGUUGGACGUAGCCACAGGUCUGCCUCCCCAUCUACCUACCUGCACCUGCUCCUUGAGGCUCACCUAGUCCUUACUACUGCCCUCCAGCAUGAAAUGCCAACGGAGGAUGAGGCAGAGGAGGACCUGUAUUCUCUCUUACAGGAUUCAUCUGCAUUGUUGGGAGAUUAUUAUGCCCAAUGUGAAAAUGAAGCUGAGUGGCGUCAAGCAACACAGUAUUAUCAGGUUUCAAGCCUGAGUCCAGAUGCAGUGAUUGAGAGACUUGAGCUCACUUGUCCUGGUUUGGUUGCUGUUAUCUCCUCUCUUCUACUACACCCUAAUACUCCAUCAUUAACAGCUGCACAGGCUAAUUGCGUGCUGGAAAUGCUGGAGAAAGUAGCACCAGAGAAGGUUUCAACGAUUAUUCUCAAGUCUACUUGCUUUACAGAGUACAAGAAAGAUAAGGUGCUAAGCAUAAUCAAGCAAGAGUUAUCCAAGACAAAUGAGCCACGACCCACAGAUGUGCUUGCUCUUGCCCUCGUGUUUUUGGACAGGGGAUCUCCUGAACAGGUCUCAACUGUUUUAGCUUCACUGAGAGCUUAUCAGCUUGUUGUGGCUUUGCUGCAACACUCGCGUCUUCUGUUCACAGUGGAAAAUGGAUCAACCAGGCUCUCACCUUUAGCACAAGUUUUAGCAGAGCACAAGAAAGAAGUUUUCACUGAGGUAUUUGUGUCUCUCAUUGGUGAAGGAUCACUCACUCUCAAUGCCUUUGUUGAUGCAUUCAUAGCUGUUUACCCCAUUAUGUCCUGUGGGCCAGAGUGCAACACCCAUUCUCUUCGACUGCGAGAUUUCCUUGAAAAGUUCUUCUUGGAGUAUGCACAUAAUGCUGAAAUUACAGAUCAGAGGGAGAGAUAUGACAGGGCUAUCACAGUCCUUGUUAGUCUCUAUCUUGCCAGCUUGAUGGGUGCUUUUGGUGAUAAAACUAAGGAAGACCCCAACUGGUGUGAUCAGCGGGCUGCACUGAAGGAACUGUACGCCCCUCGACCAGUCUUCCUCAAUAUCUUGCCACCAUUCAAUGUGCAAAAGAAAAUGGAGAAAGAGGAGAGCCAGAGUGAUAAACCAGAGGGACAGUCAAGCCCAGGACAGGAGGCAGAGGAGGAGGAGGAGGAGGAAGAGGAAGGAACUGGCAACCUCUCUUCCUCUUCUUUGCAUCUUGUUGUUCUGCAGUCUCUGCUGAGUUCAGAUUUGCCAUCUGCUGAAGACCGCAACAAUGUCCUCAAGUUUGUGACAUCGAACCCUGAUGCCCUGGGAGCCCAGUCUCUCCGGAUACUGUGCCUCGACCCACAGAAACAGCUGGAGUACAUACUCGGUGAAUUUCCUCAUGUGCUUCUUCAAUAUGGAAAGGAUAUGUAUGAAUCGGCUGCUGAAUGGGAGGAAUUAGUCUGCAAGCUGAUCAACCACAAAUCGGGCUUGUGUGAAUCAGACCUCUCAUAUUCAGUUUAUUCUGAUGUACUGAAUGAUGUUCUGAGUGAGCUGGUGAUGACUGCCCCUCUCGAUGUCUUCAUUCGCAUAAUCCCCAAGAAUCGCCACGAGGAACUGCGUGGUCACAUCCGACAAUGCCAUUCAGCUGCCCUGGCACUCCACCUGCGCUCUUCACUGAUUUCUUAUGCCCAUAAUGUAUUAAUGCAAAUGUCCAAGUGAGGCAAACGACACAAAGGAAUGCUUAAGAAACGGUAAGCAGCGAAGUGCACGUGAGGGACUUUGCCAUAAAAGACAGAGCUUUAAAGAUGACUUUGUUUGCUUAUUUAUUUAUUUUUAUUUGACUCUUCCUUCAGCAUUUGUCAAACUUUGUCUCAUAACUUUAUUUCUAAGUCCAGAUUAUUAUUGUUAUUAAUAUUAUUGUUAUUAUAAUUAUUAUUAUUACUGAUCAUUGUUAUAAUUAUAUAAGUGCCAGUAAAAGGUUUUAAGUUAGACAUUGUUAUGCAUUCUAAAGUGCCAAUACUUAAAGAAAUCUUCUAUGUAGUAUGA
Messenger RNA from Penaeus chinensis, 3859 nucleotides. RefSeq lists its product as uncharacterized. Gene Ontology annotation, cellular component: cytoplasm. Lineage: Eukaryota; Metazoa; Arthropoda; Malacostraca; Decapoda; Penaeidae. Gene Ontology annotation, biological process: organelle organization. The coding region runs from base 170 to 3532 and encodes 1120 amino acids. The record is from RefSeq and is a predicted model, not a curated record. The transcript is spliced from 19 exons.